CUCGGGCCGUGCUACUCGCAGGGAGGACGGGAAAACUCACCGGCGGGCGAGAGCCACAGGGAGGGACUGAGCUGCCUGGAGAGCUCUUCGGAUCUUUUUACAAAGAGAUUUCUCAUCAUCUGUCCCCGCUGUGCCUCCGUUCGGGGACCGACCCCUAUCUUCUUCUUCUGCUUGUCUUGGGCAGCCUCCCCCCCUGCUCGGGCCGUAUGGAGGCGCCCAAGAUGGCGGGCGGAUGGGGUCCGUGCCGCGGGUAGAAGCGCGGCGCUGGGCACGGGCAGGGGUCGGGGCUGUCCCCCCGGGACGCCCCUUUCAUCGCCAUGAGCAACAUCUACAUCCAGGAGCCCCCCACCAACGGCAAGGUUUUGCUGAGAACAACAGCAGGAGAUAUUGAUAUAGAGUUGUGGUCAAAAGAAGCACCGAAAGCAUGUCGAAAUUUCAUCCAGCUUUGUAUGGAAGAGUAUUACAAUAACACAAUAUUUCACAGAGUAGUGCCUGGUUUUAUAGUGCAAGGAGGUGAUCCCACUGGUACUGGAUCAGGUGGAGAAUCAAUAUACGGAGCUCCCUUCAAGGAUGAGUUCCACUCACGACUGCGAUUUAAUCGAAGAGGACUUGUUGCUAUGGCAAAUGCUGGGCCCCAUGAUAAUGGCAGCCAGUUUUUCUUUACAUUGGGUCGUGCAGAUGAACUUAAUAACAAGCACACAAUCUUUGGAAAGGUUACAGGGGAUACAAUAUAUAACAUGUUGCGGCUGGCUGAAGUAGAAGUUGACAAGGAAGAAAGACCACUCAGUCCACACAAAAUAAGAAGUAGUGAGGUUUUGUUUAAUCCUUUUGAUGACAUUGUUCCAAGACCAAAUAGAAAACUGAAGAGGGACAAACCAGAAGAAGAAGAUAAAAAGCCCAAAGUAAAAGGCACAAAAAAUUUUAACCUGCUUUCAUUUGGGGAAGAAGCUGAAGAAGAAGAGGAGGAAGUCAACAGAGUUAGUCAGAGUAUGAAAGGAAAAAGUAAAAGUAGUCAUGAUCUACUGAAGGAUGAUCCACAUCUAAGCUCAGUUCCUGCUGUCAAAAGUGAAGCAGCAAAUGAAGACAUGUAUUUGAGUGAGGAGGAAGAAGAAAAUGAUGAAGAUGCUGAUAGUGUAGAAGAUGAAGCUGCUAGCAAUGAGAGAUUUCAAAUGAAAGAACGUAUUGCAAAAAAGUUGAAAAUUGAUGCAAAUGAAGCUGUUAAACCACCAGUUCAAGAGGAAGAAACUAAGACAGAAAAGAAAACAAGCAGUCGCAGUGAGGAGCUACGGAAAGAAGCACGACAGCUGAAACGUGAACUGCUGGAGGCAAAGCAAAAAAAAGAAGAGCAAGCUUUAAAACCCAAAGAAAAGGAAGAAGAGGAACCUGCUCCAAAUAGUGUUGUUGAAGAAUACCUUCAGGAGAAGAGAAAAUAUGAAGACAAGCGGAAGCAGCAGCCAAAGAAAGGCGUUUCUCGUGAAGAUCAGACACUGGCACUAUUGGACCGGUUCAAAUCAAAGUUAACCCAGGCAAUCGAAGAAACUCCUGAAAAUGAGAUUUCUGAACCUGAAGUAGAUAAUGAUGAAGGCUGCUUUCAGAUAUACUGUGGGACAAGAAAGAAUAAACAAGGAUGUCACAUGUACUUCAGUUUGAAGAUAGAAGCAGAAAGGUGAAAGAUGCAAGCAUGCAGGAUGAAGACACUUUUGAGAUCUAUGACCCACGGAAUCCUGUAACUAAGAGGAGAAGAGAAGAAAGCAAGAAGAUAAUGAGAGAAAAAAAGGAAAGGAGAUAAAAUGUAUGUUAUCCUAGCCAGAGCUGCCUUGAAAAGCGACUGCAAUAAAGCACUGGCUCUUUUGUAAGCUGUAGCUCCUAAAAAUAUCAUUUGACAAGUGUGAAAAGGAAUCUCUCAAGAACCUGUUGUGUGGUUUUGAAUCUGAGCUACCAUUUGUUUCUUAAGUUGUGCAGUAAACUACUCUCAGUGCAUUCAUUAUCCAAGCUUGCUAAAGUUUUUUAUGUACUUAAUAAAACAGCUGACUUCA
This is a messenger RNA of Cygnus olor (mute swan), 2036 nucleotides long. RefSeq names its product CWC27 spliceosome associated cyclophilin (gene CWC27). Gene Ontology annotation, biological process: protein peptidyl-prolyl isomerization; protein folding. The transcript is spliced from 15 exons. Gene Ontology annotation, molecular function: peptidyl-prolyl cis-trans isomerase activity. The record is from RefSeq and is a predicted model, not a curated record. Lineage: Eukaryota; Metazoa; Chordata; Aves; Anseriformes; Anatidae. The coding region runs from base 318 to 1670 and encodes 450 amino acids. Gene Ontology annotation, cellular component: catalytic step 2 spliceosome.